CUUUGGUGUGUGUUGGUGUUAGCCUCCUCUGUGCUGUUUAAUGAGACAAAGAGCGGUUUGCCUUUUCCAUCGUCUUCCCGAACAGUUAGCGGCCUAACCUGCGCUUCCAGUGGAAAGUAUUGCCCCAAGGAAUGGUCAACUCCCCUACUAUCUGUCAGAUCACAGUAGACUGAGCACUGGAGCCAGUCUGAUGCAAUGACUCGACCGUGACCAUUGUUCAAUACAUGGAUGACAUCCUGAUUGCCACGCCAUCAGCGAGCCAGGUAGACCGGGUAGUGUUGACAGUCUCAGAGACCUUAAAAACAAAUGGUUUUGAAAUCACAAGUGCAAAAAUAAAAGAGGGACCAUGUGUAACCUUUCUAGGAGCAGGGAUUUCAAGCUCCUACAUAACCCCUCCUCAGAUAAAAAUCCGCCAAGACAUCAAGACGCUCCAUGGCAUGCAGCAGCUGGUAGGAUCUCUACAAUGGCUCCACAACAUCGUCCUGAUCCCUCCCGAGGUCAUGGACCCCCUAAAUGACCUUCUCAGGGGGAAAAACUCAUGGGAGCAGAAAACUCUGACACCAGAAGUGACAAGCUCACUCGAUUUUAUCGAACAGCAAAUGUCAGUGAGCAUGCUCACAAGAUGGAACGCAGACGCACCAAUCGAUUUAUACGUCCACUUUACAAAAAAAGAGGGAGUAGGAGCACUGGCCCAAGGGCCCCCCAACAAAACCCAGCCAAUACAAUGGGUGGUCUUAGGAAAAUCGUCACGUGCAUUUUCCCUGGGAAUUGAGUGUCUUGGCAGCCUCAUCAUGAAAGGCAGGAAAGUUGUCCUAAAGCACUUAGGCGUUGAACCUGCCAAGAGAUAUCUGCCCUUACGCAAGCAGCUUUCCGUGCAGUCGACAACAAUAUCAGAGCAUCUGGCCAUAGCCCUUGCUGGUUUUGGAGGAGAGAUUCGCUAUGCAGCAAAACUUGGACUCGGCUGCUUGCGAUCGUUGACAUUGAUCUCCCGCCGAAAAUCGUCGACCGACCACAGCCAGGACCGACGAUCUUCACAGACGCAUCUUCGCUAACAUCGACUGCAGCAGCAGUGUGGCAGUCAGGAGAACAGUGGCAAUGCAUCAAAACAUCCGACCCCAUGCUUUCAGUUCAACAACUCGAAGCAGCCGCCAUUGUACUGGUGUGUGGACUAUUCCCUGAAGAGCACCUCAACAUC
This is a messenger RNA of Hirundo rustica (Barn swallow), 1195 nucleotides long. RefSeq lists its product as uncharacterized. The record is from RefSeq and is a predicted model, not a curated record. NCBI's taxonomy places the organism in Eukaryota, Metazoa, Chordata, Aves, Passeriformes, Hirundinidae. Gene Ontology annotation, biological process: RNA-templated DNA biosynthetic process. Gene Ontology annotation, molecular function: RNA stem-loop binding; RNA-directed DNA polymerase activity. The transcript has 2 exons. Bases 225 to 1052 code for a protein of 275 amino acids.